Messenger RNA from Galeopterus variegatus (Sunda flying lemur), 5454 nucleotides. It is a transcript of the gene SCN4A, whose product is annotated as sodium channel, voltage-gated, type IV, alpha subunit. The record is from RefSeq and is a predicted model, not a curated record. Gene Ontology annotation, cellular component: plasma membrane; axon; voltage-gated sodium channel complex. Gene Ontology annotation, biological process: sodium ion transmembrane transport; membrane depolarization during action potential; neuronal action potential. Bases 1 to 5454 code for a protein of 1817 amino acids. NCBI's taxonomy places the organism in Eukaryota, Metazoa, Chordata, Mammalia, Dermoptera, Cynocephalidae. The transcript is spliced from 24 exons. Gene Ontology annotation, molecular function: protein binding; voltage-gated sodium channel activity.
AUGGCUAGGCCAUCUCUGCCCACCCUGGUGCCUCUGGGCCCUGAGUGCCUGCGCCCCUUCACCCGGGAGUCCCUGGCAGCCAUAGAACGAAGGGCAGUGGAGGAGGAGGCCCGGCAGCAGCGGAACAAGCAGAUGGAGAUCGAGGAGCCUGAACGGAAGCCACACAGGGAUCUGGAGGCCGGCAAGAGCCUGCCCCUUAUCUAUGGGGACCCCCCACCGGAGGUUAUCAGCACCCCCCUGGAGGACCUGGACCCCUACUACAGCGACAAGAAGACCUUCAUCGUGCUCAACAAGGGCAAGGCCAUCUUCCGCUUCUCUGCCACGCCUGCCCUCUACAUGCUGAGCCCCUUCAGCAUCGUCAGGCGCGGUGCCAUCAAGGUGCUCAUCCACUCGCUAUUCAGCAUGUUCAUCAUGAUCACCAUCUUGACCAACUGUGUGUUCAUGACCAUGAGCAACCCGCCUGCCUGGUCCAAGAACGUGGAGUACACCUUCACAGGGAUCUACACCUUUGAGUCCCUCAUCAAGAUCCUGGCCCGAGGCUUCUGCAUUGAUGACUUCACAUUCCUCCGGGACCCCUGGAACUGGCUGGACUUCAGUGUCAUCAUGAUGGCGUACCUGACAGAGUUUGUGGACUUGGGCAACAUCUCAGCCCUGAGGACAUUUCGCGUGCUGCGGGCCCUGAAAACCAUCACGGUCAUCCCAGGGCUGAAGACGAUCGUAGGGGCCCUGAUCCAGUCCGUGAAAAAGCUGUCGGAUGUGAUGAUCCUCACCGUCUUCUGCCUGAGCGUCUUUGCCCUGGUGGGCCUGCAGCUCUUCAUGGGAAACUUGCGGCAGAAGUGUGUGCGCUGGCCCCCACCCUUCAAUGACACCAACACCACGUGGUACAUCAAUGACACGUGGUACGGCAACGACACGUGGAACAGCCAUGAGCACUGGGCCAGCAACUACACCUUUGAUUGGGAUGCCUACAUCAGUGACGAAGGGAACUUCUAUUUCCUGGAGGGCUCCAAUGAUGCCCUGCUCUGUGGGAACAGCAGUGAUGCUGGGCACUGCCCCGAGGGUUAUGAGUGCAUCAAGACCGGGCGGAACCCCAACUACGGCUACACCAGCUACGACACCUUCAGCUGGGCCUUCCUGGCUCUCUUCCGUCUCAUGACGCAGGACUACUGGGAGAACCUCUUCCAGCUGACCCUUCGAGCAGCUGGCAAGACCUACAUGAUCUUCUUCGUGGUCAUCAUUUUCCUGGGCUCCUUCUACCUCAUCAAUCUGAUCCUGGCGGUAGUGGCCAUGGCAUACGCUGAGCAGAACGAGGCCACCCUGGCAGAGGAUCAGGAGAAAGAGGAGGAGUUCCAGCAGAUGCUCGAGAAGUUCAAAAAGCAUCAGGAGGAGCUGGAGAAGGCCAAGGCCGCCCAGGCUCUGGAAGGUGGGGAGGCAGACGGGGACCCAGCCCAUGGCAAAGACUGUAAUGGCAGCCUGGAUACAUCGCCGGGGGAGAAGGGGCCCCCGAGACAGAGCUGCAGCGCAGACAGUGCCAUCUCAGACGCCAUGGAAGAGCUGGAAGAGGCCCACCAGAAGUGCCCGCCAUGGUGGUACAAGUGCGCCCACAAAGUGCUCAUAUGGAACUGCUGCGCCCCCUGGCUGAAGUUCAAGCACAUCAUCCACUUGAUCGUCAUGGACCCCUUCGUGGACCUGGGCAUCACCAUUUGCAUCGUGCUCAACACCCUCUUCAUGGCCAUGGAACAUUACCCCAUGACCGAGCACUUUGACAAUGUGCUCACCGUGGGCAAUCUGGUCUUCACGGGCAUCUUCACGGCAGAGAUGGUACUGAAGAUCAUCGCCAUGGACCCCUACGAGUAUUUCCAGCAGGGCUGGAACAUCUUCGACAGUAUCAUCGUCACCCUCAGCCUGGUGGAGCUGGGCCUGGCCAACGUGCAGGGGCUGUCUGUGCUCCGCUCCUUCCGUCUGCUGCGGGUCUUCAAGCUGGCCAAGUCGUGGCCCACGCUGAACAUGCUCAUCAAGAUCAUCGGGAACUCGGUGGGGGCGCUGGGCAACCUGACGCUGGUGCUGGCCAUCAUUGUGUUCAUCUUCGCCGUGGUGGGCAUGCAGCUGUUCGGCAAGAGCUACAAGGAGUGCGUGUGCAAGAUCUCCGCGGACUGCAGCCUGCCGCGCUGGCACAUGUACGACUUCUUCCACUCCUUCCUCAUCGUCUUCCGCAUCCUGUGCGGGGAGUGGAUCGAGACCAUGUGGGAUUGCAUGGAAGUGGCCGGCCAGCCCUUGUGCCUCACUGUCUUCCUCAUGGUCAUGGUCAUUGGCAACCUUGUGGUCCUCAACCUGUUCCUGGCUCUGCUUCUGAGCUCCUUCAGUGCUGACAGCCUGGCGGCCUCAGACGAGGAUGGCGAGAUGAACAACCUACAGAUCGCCAUCGGACGCAUCAAGUGGGGCAUCGGCUUUGCCAAGGCCUUCCUCCUGGGGCUGCUGCAUGGCAAGAUCCUGAGCCCCAAGGAAAUAAUGCUCAGCCUCGGGGAGCCUGGGGGUGCCAAGGAGACUGAAGAGGCCGGGGAGAGUGCCCCCGAGGACGAGAAGAAGGAGCCACCACCCGACGAGGGUGACCAGGAACUGAAAAAGGACAAUCACAUCCUGAACCACGUAGGCCUGGCUGAUGGCCCUCCCUCCAGCAUCGAGCUGGACCACCUCGACUUCAUCAACAACCCGUACCUGACCAUCCAGGUGCCCAUCGCCUCCGAGGAGUCCGAUCUGGAGAUGCCCACGGAGGAGGAGACCGACACCUUCUCAGAGCCUGAGGACAGCAAGAAGCCGCCACAGCCCCUCUACGAUGGAAACUCCUCCGUCUGCAGCACAGCCGACUACAAGCCCCCCGAGGAGGACCCCGAGGAGCAGGCCGAGGAGAACCCCGAGGGGGAGCAGCCUGAAGAGUGCUUCACCGAGGCCUGUGUGCAGCGCUGCCCCUGCCUCUACGUGGACAUCUCCCAAGGCCGGGGGAGGAUGUGGUGGACCCUCCGCAAGGCCUGCUUCAAGAUUGUCGAGCACAACUGGUUUGAGACCUUCAUUGUCUUCAUGAUUCUGCUCAGCAGUGGAGCCCUGGCCUUCGAGGACAUCUACAUCGAGCAGCGGCGAGUGAUCCGCACCAUCCUGGAGUACGCCGACAAGGUCUUCACCUACGUCUUCAUCCUGGAGAUGCUGCUCAAGUGGGUGGCCUACGGCUUCAAGGUGUACUUCACCAACGCCUGGUGCUGGCUCGACUUCCUCAUCGUGGACGUCUCCAUCAUCAGCCUGGUGGCCAACUGGCUGGGCUACUCAGAGCUCGGACCCAUCAAAUCCCUGCGGACGCUGCGGGCACUGCGUCCCCUGAGGGCACUGUCCCGAUUUGAGGGCAUGAGGGUGGUGGUGAACGCCCUCCUGGGAGCCAUCCCCUCCAUCAUGAACGUGCUGCUCGUCUGCCUCAUCUUCUGGCUCAUCUUCAGCAUCAUGGGCGUCAACUUGUUUGCUGGCAAGUUCUACCACUGCAUCAACACCACCACCUCCGAGAGGUUCGACAUCUCCGAGGUCAACAACAAGUCCGAGUGCGAGAGCCUCAUGCACACGGGCCAGGUCCGCUGGCUCAAUGUCAAGGUCAACUACGACAAUGUGGGUCUGGGCUACCUCUCCCUCCUGCAGGUGGCCACCUUCAAGGGCUGGAUGGACAUCAUGUAUGCAGCCGUGGACUCCCGGGAGAAGGAGGAGCAGCCGCAGUACGAAGUGAACAUCUACAUGUACCUGUACUUCGUCAUCUUCAUCAUCUUCGGCUCCUUCUUCACCCUCAACCUCUUCAUCGGCGUCAUCAUCGACAACUUCAACCAGCAGAAGAAGAAGUUUGGAGGGAAAGACAUCUUCAUGACAGAGGAACAGAAGAAAUACUAUAACGCCAUGAAGAAGCUUGGCUCCAAGAAGCCUCAGAAGCCAAUUCCCCGGCCCCAGAACAAGAUCCAGGGCAUGGUGUACGACUUGGUGACAAAGCAGGCAUUUGACAUCACCAUCAUGAUCCUCAUCUGCCUCAACAUGGUCACCAUGAUGGUGGAGACGGACGACCAGAGCCAGCUCAAGGUGGACAUCCUGUACAACAUCAACAUGGUCUUCAUCAUCAUCUUCACGGGCGAGUGCUUGCUCAAGAUGCUCGCCCUGCGCCAGUAUUACUUCACCGUUGGCUGGAACGUCUUUGACUUUGUGGUUGUCAUCCUGUCCAUUGUGGGCCUGGCGCUCUCCGACCUGAUCCAGAAAUACUUCGUGUCACCCACGCUGUUCCGUGUGAUCCGCCUGGCGCGGAUCGGGCGUGUCCUGCGGCUGAUCCGCGGGGCCAAGGGCAUCCGGACGCUGCUGUUCGCCCUCAUGAUGUCGCUGCCCGCCCUCUUCAACAUCGGCCUCCUCCUCUUCCUGGUCAUGUUCAUCUACUCCAUCUUCGGCAUGUCCAACUUUGCCUACGUCAAGAAGGAGUCGGGCAUCGAUGACAUGUUCAACUUUGAGACCUUCGGCAACAGCAUCAUCUGCCUCUUCGAGAUCACCACGUCGGCUGGCUGGGACGGGCUCCUCAACCCCAUCCUCAACAGCGGGCCCCCGGACUGCGACCCCACGCUGGAGAACCCGGGCAGCAGCGUCAGGGGGGACUGCGGCAACCCCUCCAUCGGCAUCUGCUUCUUCUGCAGCUACAUCAUCAUCUCCUUCCUCAUCGUGGUCAACAUGUACAUCGCCAUCAUCCUGGAGAACUUCAACGUGGCCACGGAGGAGAGCAGCGAGCCCCUCAGUGAGGAUGACUUCGAGAUGUUCUACGAGAUGUGGGAGAAGUUUGACCCCGACGCCACGCAGUUCAUCGCCUACAGCCUCCUCUCGGACUUCGUGGACACCCUGCAGGAGCCGCUGCGGAUCGCCAAGCCCAACAAAAUCAAGCUCAUCACGCUGGACCUGCCCAUGGUGCCAGGGGACAAGAUCCACUGCCUGGACAUCCUCUUUGCCCUGACCAAGGAGGUUCUGGGCGACUCUGGGGAGAUGGACACCCUCAAGCAGACCAUGGAGGAGAAGUUCAUGGCGGCCAACCCCUCCAAGGUCUCCUACGAGCCCAUCACCACCACCCUCAAGAGGAAGCACGAGGAAGUGUGCGCCAUCAAGAUCCAGAGGGCCUACCGCCGGCACCUGCUGCAGCGCUCCGUGAAGCAGGCGUCCUACAUGUACCGCCACAGCGGGGACAGCGGCGGGGGCGGCGCCCCCGAGAAAGAGGGGCUGAUCGCCAGCACCAUGAGCAAGAUGUAUGGCCACGGGAACGGGAACAGCAGUGUGCAGAGCGAGGCGGGGGACACCGGGUCUGCUGUGGGGCUCAUGCCCAUUGGCCCCUCAGACACUGCCCUGCCUCCUGCCCCGCCACUGGGGCAGACAGUGCGCCCAGGGGUCAAAGAGUCUCUUGUCUAG